Messenger RNA from Planococcus citri (citrus mealybug), 918 nucleotides. It is a transcript of the gene Lamtor2, whose product is annotated as Late endosomal/lysosomal adaptor, MAPK and MTOR activator 2. The record is from RefSeq and is a predicted model, not a curated record. Gene Ontology annotation, molecular function: molecular adaptor activity; guanyl-nucleotide exchange factor activity. Gene Ontology annotation, biological process: cellular response to amino acid stimulus; positive regulation of TOR signaling. The transcript is spliced from 4 exons. Gene Ontology annotation, cellular component: Ragulator complex. The coding region runs from base 253 to 648 and encodes 131 amino acids. NCBI's taxonomy places the organism in Eukaryota, Metazoa, Arthropoda, Insecta, Hemiptera, Pseudococcidae.
CAAAGUCAAUAAAGUUGAUUUUUUUUUAUCAAAAUCUUAUCAAAAAAUCAAAAAUCAAAAUUUUUCAAAAAUUUCUUCGUAAAUUUCAGAAAUUUUUUAAUAAAUUCGUAAUUAUUGUAUAAUUUCUUGCAGUACAUAACCACUAAAAAAGCCGAUCUUGUACCAUAUCUCCAUCUUCUAAGAACACUAGUCAGCUAAAGUCUCACCCCAACAAACGAUUUUUGGAAACAAGAUUGCAAUAUCAAUAUAAAGAUGACUCUGCCUAUGUUGAAUACCAAAGUAUUAGUCACUAUACUCGAUAAAAUCACCGCCACCGAAGGAGUAGACGAUGCUGUAAUUUUGAGUAAUUCCGGAGAAGUGCUCGCUUACAGCGGAAACGACGAGAAAAAGUUUGUAGACGUAGUCAGCGCUAUCACUAAUAAUAUGUGGCUUGUGCUACAAAAUUCCGGUGAAGCUGCCUUAAAUGAAGAUUACUUGGAUUAUGUUCUCAUUCAAUGCACAGAAGGCAAAACUAUUAUAAGGAAGAUGGCAGAUUUUUUGUUAUGUAUUCGUGCUCGAGGAUGUAUUGGCAGCGGGCUGCUCAAAAAGAAAUCGCAAAUAUUGAAAGAAUAUUUCGAACAACCUUUGAAAGAAGUUGGCUAUUCUUAACAUGUUUUCAAUUAAUUAUUCCAUAUUCCUUACCUAUUUUUUUGUAUUCACUUGUAUGUAUGAAUCGUCUAGCUACGUAUCAUGUAAAAUGUUCUUACGUCGGAUUUCAGAGUUGAUUUUCUAGUUAUUUAUUAUUGGUAUCGUUUUUUAUGCGCAAUGUGCGUGUGUGUUAUGUAUUUGUGUUAUCGUGGCAUUUUUUUCAUAAUUUAUAACCAUUUCAAUAAUAUAUCAUCGUGUAUUUCUUAUUGAAAUCAUGUAUUUUUUUUUGUA